AUGGAGGGACUCAAGAAUCCGAACGGCAGGUUUGAUGACCGGCAAGAUUUGUUGAGUCGUAUUGAGAAGUAUGAAAGAAAGGUGAUACCUAGUUACGAAGGGAAAGUGCAUGAGUUGACACACAAGCUUCGCAAUAGACCAAGCAUUUGUACAUCGGUGUCUUGUAUCGAUGUCUCGAAACGAAUUGGAGACUUUGAAAAAGAUUCGAAAAUGAAUCCGGAGUUAGACAAAAUAAGAUCUGAACUGAAAAGAGCUGAGGAAGUUAUUCGUGAGAAGGACAACGAGAUUGAGGCCAAAAAUAAGGAGCUUCGUGAAAUGACAAACAUGAUUCAAAAAAUGGCAGCCACUUUCAACACGGAGAUGAGCAAGCAGGAGAUCUUAAUUAGAGAAUUGAACGAUGAAGUUGUCGACCUACGUGGCCAAAUUCGUGUAGCGAUUCGUGUUCGUGAUUAUGAAAAAGAUGGUUCAAAUUUUGAGAUAACGAGUGACAACGAAGUGAAGUUCCAACAGAAUGGCCAAAGCAAUGUAUUUGAGUUUGAGAAUGUUUUCAAACCAACAACGAACCAGCCACAAGUUUUUAAUGAAAUUAAAGAACUGAUCAUGUGUGCUUUGCAUGGAAAAAAUGUGAGCUUGAUUGCAUUUGGACCGACAUCAAGUGGAAAGACGUAUACUAUGAGAGGAGAUGAAGAGAACGAAGGAGUCAUUCCACGUGCCAUUAACUUCAUGCUUGAACAUUCGAGACAUGAUUUGGCCACGAUUGGUUGGCAAUACAGUUUUGUUGCUUCGUUUAUUGAAGUUUACAAUGAUGAAGUAUUCGAUUUGUUAGAUGAAAAGAAAAAGAUUAAAAUAACUGGAGAAGCUGUAACAUCGAAUAAGAUCCCAAUAAAGGGCAUGAGAGAUGUGAAUCAUCUUCUUCAGUUAGCUGAUGCUCAAAGAUCAGUUGCUUCCACAGCAUGUAAUCUCCAUUCUUCUCGUUCUCAUGCAAUUUUCCAAAUCUACAUUGACGGAGUUAACAAGUCGGGAGAAACAAUCAAAUGUUCCUUGAAGUUGGUUGAUUUAGCUGGAUCAGAACGUGCUAAAGAGUCUGGAGCUCAGGGAGAACAGUUCAAGGAGUUGACCAAAAUCAAUCAAAGUCUCAGCACUUUGAAGAAAUGUAUCAGAGCCCAAAAGAAUAAGGAUACACAUGUUCCUUAUCGUGACAGUAAGCUGACUAUUCUACUCCGUGAUUCUUUGGGUGCUGGAUCAUCGAAAACCAUGUUCAUCGCCCAUGUCAAUCCAAACGAUGUUUGUGAAACCGAUAGAACUUUGAAGUUCACCUCAGAUCUUCGUUCUACCCGCAUUGGAAAGGCAACUGUGCAGACUGGCCAAUAA
Molecule: messenger RNA, 1371 nt
Organism: Caenorhabditis remanei
Lineage: Eukaryota; Metazoa; Nematoda; Chromadorea; Rhabditida; Rhabditidae
Exons: 5
Coding region: 1-1371 (456 amino acids)
Biological process (GO): microtubule-based movement
Molecular function (GO): microtubule binding; microtubule motor activity; ATP binding
Source: RefSeq, a predicted model, not a curated record